This is a messenger RNA of Plasmopara halstedii, 2127 nucleotides long. RefSeq lists its product as hypothetical. Gene Ontology annotation, molecular function: calcium ion binding. The transcript has 5 exons. NCBI's taxonomy places the organism in Eukaryota, Oomycota, Peronosporomycetes, Peronosporales, Peronosporaceae. The record is from RefSeq and is a predicted model, not a curated record. Bases 1 to 2127 code for a protein of 708 amino acids.
AUGGUCUCCCACCUCGUCUCUACCUUCGUUCUCUACUGUCGAGGCGCCAUAAGUUGCAUAUUAACGAAGUCUGACGUGCAAAAGGGCGUGUAUGAGGGUGGAUUCAAGCUCUGGGAAUGUGCAAUUGACCUUGUUCAAUUUGUAGAGUCACAAUUACGUGAAGGAAAGAUUGUGAUACCGCAUUCCGUGUUAGAAUUGGGUUGCGGCCACGGUUUGCCAGGCAUUCACGCUCUUCAACGUGGUGCACAACGUGUGGUGUUCAGCGAUUACAACAAGGAAGUACUCGAGCUCACAACAUGCCCCAAUGUAUCUAAAAACAUUUCUGAAUAUUACUCAAAGGCCGAGUUUUACGCUGGAGCAUGGUCUAGCAUGUCUAACUACAUGAAGUAUAUAGAGAAACAGAGUGAUGAUCAGAUGCAAUUUGGUCUUAUCUUGACUGCCGAGACAAUUUACACAGAAGAAGUCGCGAUAGAACUUUACGAGACAAUUAAAAGACACUUACGUCGUAGUAAAGAUGCUCGAGCAUUAGUCGCCGCUAAAAAAUAUUAUUUUGGCACAAAUGGCAGUGUGCAGCAUUUUGUAAACCUUGUCAAGGCUGAUAAUGUGUUGAAAGCAGAGAUUGAAGUGGACGUAGGUGGGUGUUUCACACUUAACUUGAAAGCCAUUCUUAAGAGGAUGGAAGGGCCACCUGUGGGUUGCAUCGCGUUGACUGGUGCUGGCUAUGAUCUUAACAAAACGCAAUCGAAUCGCUUAACUCGAUCGUUUACGAAAAUCUCACGUUCGCGUUCUUCUAAAGAUCGUAAUUUACCCAUUAAAGUUCCAAGUGUUGAUGCAUUGCUUCAAGACUUACGUAAAGCUCUUCAUGCCAUGUAUCAAACGACAAAUUCAAUUUCAAACGCUUAUGAAUACAAUUCCCGUCAAGCUUUUCAAUUUUUUACGACAACAAAUACUAUCACACAAGAAUGUUUUCUACAUAAAGUUGUACGACUUGGACUCCAAGCAACUCCACGCUUAUGUAAUGAGCUUUUUAGACGUAUUGAUCAAAAAGACUUGGGAGAAAUUGAUUAUGCUACGUUUGCACAUCGAAUUUUCUUACCAGAAACAUUUUAUUCACCCGAGAAGCCGUCGAGUCCUGUGAUUGAGUCUUUGAAUAAUUUCAAUCCAACUCCCAAUCAUUCACCUCGAUCACUUGUUUUAAAAGAUUCUAACGCUGAAAAUGUGUCAUCAAAACUCACACGUCAUGAAUACAUGACUUUAGAUGAACUUCAGGUGUGUAUUGCUCGCAAACUUGAAGAGAAAAUGCCUCGAGGAAGUUCCGAUUUUAUCGUUCGAGCUUUUCAAUUCUUUACAAAUGUCGAGACAAUAACAUUCGUCGAAUUUCAUCGUCACUUGGAUUUAUUGCAGAUUCGAAUAACGCCAUCAAAAUGUCGUGAACUUUUUCUUCGGUUUGACAAAGAUGGAGAUGGUGUGAUCGAUACGUUGGAGUUUGUUACGACACUUUUUCCAAAAGACUAUCGAUCUUUAACUUAUCCAAAUAAUGCCAAAUUGUCUGAUAAUGAGCUUUCCAUGUCGACGAAGCAAAUUGUAGGGAAAGUACGAGAAAAAAUGGACGAGUUGUUAGAGGAAACGGACAAAUUCCAGCAAGCUUAUAUUCUUUUUGGCAAGACAGCAGAUAUAUCACGUAGUGACUUGAAUACUGCAAUGAGAAAGCUUGGAUUAAAGCUAUCAGAAAAGCAGGUGCAAGACAUGUUUGCGACUUUUGACUUUGACAAAACUGGUGAUCUUGACGUCAGUAAAUUUGUACAAGGUGUCAUGCUUGAUGACAAUUCAACGUCCUUUUGGUUAUCGGUCAAAGAUCGGCAGAAAGUUGAUAAUACGCGUCGCAAAUUGUACUCAAUGGCCGUGGCAUCUGUGCAACAAUCGUGGACAAUUGCUGAUAUUGAGCGCAUGUUGCGUGAGAAAAUUGAACAGCACACGUCGCGAUCUUCAGACUGUUUUCGACAGGCUUUUCGCAUUUUUAAAAAAGUCAAUGGAAUCAAACCAGACGAGUUUCAUGCAGCAUUAGAAGCAAUUGGAUUGGCAUUGACACGACUUCAAUCUGAUAUUUUGUUUUGUCGCUGCAGAUGA